GGAAACUACCUCAGAGCGCACAUUUUGGUUCCACUCUUGCAAACUCCACGGAGGCGCGCACACACCACGGACCUCUUCAGCACUUUUCCACAAGUAUGGGGUCCAUGCAAGUGGUGUUCUGGGCUUUGUUCGUUUUUCAUGUCUGCGGAUCACAGAAAGUUAAACGACAAAAGGAGACAGAGUUCGUGGACAAGUAUGGCACGUGUCUCCAGGGCCCUCCUGGUAACCAGGGGAGGGAUGGUAACCCAGGGGUGAAUGGCAUCCCUGGCACCCCAGGUAUCCCUGGACGCGAUGGCUUGAAAGGAGAGAAGGGCGAGUGUGUGAGCGAGAGGUUUGAGGAUCCGUGGAGGCCAAACUUCAAGCAGUGUGCCUGGAACUCGCUGAACUAUGGCAUUGACCUGGGAAAAAUUGCUGAUUGCACGUUCACCAAGCUACGUUCGGACAGUGCCCUGCGCGUGCUGUUCAGCGGCUCGCUGCGGCUCAAGUGCAGGUCGGCUUGCUGCCAGCGCUGGUACUUCACCUUCAAUGGAGCCGAGUGUGCUGGACCGCUGCCCAUUGAGUCCAUUAUCUACCUGGACCAGGGCAGCCCGGAGCUCAACUCCACCAUCAACAUACACCGGACGUCAGCAGUGGAAGGGCUUUGUGAGGGGAUCCCUGCCGGCUUGGUGGAUGUGGGAAUUUGGGUGGGCACAUGUGCAGAUUAUCCGAAAGGAGACGCAUCGACUGGGUGGAACUCCGUCUCUAGGGUGAUCAUCGAGGAGCUUCCCAAAUGAUCCUGUCAUUCCUCCACAAGUCCCUCUCACUGUCUGUGACUGUUAAGUUACAGACAGCGAGAUGAGAGAGCUUAAACACCAACCAGUCUACCGACUGUAUUCCAAGCUUUUCUACUUUCAUGUAGAAAGGAAACUGCAUUAAAGUACCUCUAUAAUCAGACCAAACUCACCCAAUUUUAGUACACCACAAUUUCCCCAUUAAGAACCUCUUAAACCAAAUUGUAGCCUGACUCAGCUUUGCACAGGGGACACUACGUCUCUGACUCCACGUCUCUAGGGACUAGUGGCACUUAUCGCCUCCAGUCUCCUGGCAACAGAAUUUGCAUUUUCAUUUUCAAAUAGUAAUAAAUAGAACUAUUAAUGCCCUCCAGUUUCAACACUCCUGGUGUCACUGAUGGCAGUCUUAGCAUUGAUGCCUGACCAUGAUCUGCUUUUCUUAAAAGCCUUACUGUAUAUCAGACUAGUCUUAUGUCAGAUAUUUAGUCAUUUACUUUUUGUAAGGAAAGUUGAGCCACCGGAAGGGGCACCAGUGUGCCACAUCUCAAUGUAUCUGUAUAUAUGACUGCUCGGUCCAAAUGGAACUGUGUAACACAUGUUCUGUUCUGUGUAAUCCGCUGGGGAGAGAGUACAGGAACACCUCCAGGGAGAGUGGCCCUCCGUGAAGGAGGGAGGAGGCGGAUCUGUUUUCUUUACUCCAUCCAACAGCGACUUUUAUGGUGCUCAGUGAUGUUUGCAUGGUUUAGACAAGUGGUUGCAUUGUUUUCUUUUUUCUCCUUUUUUUCUAUAUCUUUUGAAUAGGACGACUGUUGUCGGAAGUAUGCAGGGGUAUGCAGUAAUCCAUGUUUUUUUAUGGGGCUUUCAUUAGUUCACAGUUCACAGUUAUAUCAUGUCCUUAAAAUUGCAUGAAGGAACAAAAAAGUGAAAUGAAUACAACGUUAAAUGUGUUUGUCUUACUUGCUGGAGGACCCAUGUUUGUCCCAACCUCUUCAUUUUGUUCAGCUUGAACCGGUGACCUCUAAAUCCCUGCAUAUGUAUAACAUUCCUCCGUGACCAUUGUCAAAAUGUUAUUAUAGUAUUUAUAUGUACAGCUUUAGAAAAUAAAGCCCUUUUUUUACACAA
Alosa alosa (allis shad) is the source of this 1892-nucleotide messenger RNA. RefSeq names its product collagen triple helix repeat containing 1a (gene cthrc1a). The record is from RefSeq and is a predicted model, not a curated record. The transcript is spliced from 4 exons. Bases 96 to 773 code for a protein of 225 amino acids. Lineage: Eukaryota; Metazoa; Chordata; Actinopteri; Clupeiformes; Clupeidae.